Osmia bicornis bicornis is the source of this 1575-nucleotide messenger RNA. RefSeq lists its product as uncharacterized. The record is from RefSeq and is a predicted model, not a curated record. Bases 436 to 1239 code for a protein of 267 amino acids. The transcript is spliced from 5 exons. Lineage: Eukaryota; Metazoa; Arthropoda; Insecta; Hymenoptera; Megachilidae.
UCAGGGGCAUGAGGAAAACUUCGAUCGCUCCACCCGACUCGAUUGAUUUACAGCAAAUGUGUGUUAGCGUUUAUUAGUAGAUGUGACCGUUUCGACAAAUGACAAAAAUGCAUGAGUCAUAUUUCUUUGGUUGCAUUAAAGAGGGAGAGGUUCUAUAACAAUUUCACCAAUAAGACCCACAUUCCAGCUGUGCGCCUUCUUGUCAGCAAUGCGCAGUACGCCGCACAUGUUUUAUUAUGGCGCAAAUGUAAGCAUACCGAAUUGAUGGUGUCUUCGAAAAUAAUAUUGUUAUGUUAUAAAACUGAUAAAUGUUGCAUACUUCUGUAGUGCAACGAUCUUAUUGUGGUUCGCUUCGGCAAAAGUUAAAAUAUUACAUGCGUGCUGUUGUCAGUAACGGCAACGGCCAAACGUUAAGGAACUUUUAAUGCGAACCGUAUGCAUUGGCUUCAAGCAACAAAUAUUCGCGAAGAGAUGCCGUUGAGUCAAAUAAAUCAAAGUAAUUUCAUCAAUACGAGUGAGAGCGUGAAUCCUGGUACUGAAGUAGCUACGAUUCGUUAUACUGCUCCACCUUCGUAUCAUAACAUUAUUUUACCUCUUGGACAUCCGUCUACUUUAACUGCUGAUCGUGGUGCACCUCCUUCUUACGAGGAAGCUAUAGAUCCAAAUGCUCCUCCACCAUCCUAUGAUUCGUUGUUUGGUCGUAUGAGGGAAGCUCAUAAAGUUUCCAAAGGAGUGUUUGAUUUUUUGAUAAAUGUUAUCGUCUUACUUUUAGGCACCAUUGGAUGUACCAUUAUCUUAGGAGUAACAAUGGCAGUUCCAAUAUGCAUGAUGGUAAUUGGAGGACUUUAUCUAUAUGAUUGCCCACAAGGAGAAUAUAUUCCUGUUUAUUUAUUAGUGGGUGGUGGUUUCGGUGUCUUCAAACAGUUAUUACACUUGUCUGCGAAAGUACGUCAACGUCAAGAGGAACGAGAUGAAGAAAGAAUACGACAAUCGCCUACACAAACAUUAAUAAACUGUUUUAUGCUUGGGUGGUUCAUUAUAGGUUCAAUGUGGGUGUACAAAGAGUAUGAACCAAACUAUGAUCCAGCUCUUGGAAAAUACUGUAAUAAGACAUUAUACUUAUUUGCCUUUUGGCUAAUCACAUCAGUUUACAUAUGCUUGGGAGUGAUAACAGCUGGACUUUGCAGCAUUUCAGUAGCAAGCAUUGUGUUUCAGAGACCACCACCUGAUCUAAUGUGAAACGAUACGAUCUCAUUUUACAGAAAUAGUCAUUUACAAGAUUUAUUAUUUUGGGAUCAAAACGAAAACGAAAAAAAAAAUAUGAAAGAACUGUCUGUGGAUAUUAAGUCACGUCAUAACAGGGCACAAAAUUUCGUCCACGCUUACGUACCUGAGAUGCUUGAAAACAACAAUCUACGAACGGAUGAUUUGCACAUUAAACGCACAUACAAUGCACUCGAGUCUCAUAUAAUUUAAUGUUUGUAAUUGUUCGUAGAGACAUCUCUUCAUUUUUUAAACAUACUUUAUUUGUUCAAUGUAUUAUAUUUUUUUGCUAUUAAUUAAACGUCGAUUAAA